This is a messenger RNA of Thecamonas trahens ATCC 50062, 2326 nucleotides long. RefSeq lists its product as uncharacterized. NCBI's taxonomy places the organism in Eukaryota, Apusomonadida, Apusomonadidae. The transcript has 2 exons. The record is from RefSeq and is a predicted model, not a curated record. Bases 1 to 2259 code for a protein of 752 amino acids.
AUGCCAAGGCUUGCUGCGUUGCAGGAUGGCAAGCGGACACGUGCGAGGCGGCUGUCCAAGGCUCUGGUGCUCAACCGGGUUAUGGACGUCAAGACGCCGCUGGUGGAAGGCAAGGCCAAGGCCAAGGUAGUGGGAGGAAAGGGCAAGGGCGAUGUACUGUACCUUGUUCUCAGCCCAGUGGAGAUCCGGGGCGCGGCCGCCAAGAACAAGCCGUCGCGGUUCCGGUUCGAUGUGGCCGACGUGGUAGAGGCUGUGCUCGACGGCGACGUGGUCCGUGUGAUGGUGCGGAGCGAGACAGCGACGUUUGCGCCAGGAGCACCCGUGGUGGAGGGCGAUGCGACGCCGCCGACCGAGGCGUUGGCGAUCAUGGCGUGCAGUGGCGGCCCGCCGAUUUCUGUCUGGCACGACGCGCUGGAGCAGGCGAUCCGGUUUGCGGCCGCGGUUGCUGCCGAGCCGAGCAUUGCGGUGCGGAUGCGCAAGAUGGGUGGGCACGAGUUUGUCAUUGCGCGUGCGAUCGGGGUGGGGACUGGUACCGACUUUGCCGGGCCGUUUAAGACUGCGGCGCUUGUGGAGGCGACGUCGCGCGAGUUGCGGGUGUUUGACAAGGUGGGUAAGCCUGCGCGGGUUGUGGUGCCGUGGGGCGAGGCGUUUGGGCGGUGCCAGGACCUGUCGGACCCGUUUGUGGUUGUGGUUGUGGGCACCGGCGACGGCGACGAUGGCGGCGAGCCGCUUGUGGCGCUUCGAUUUGAGAAUGCUGGGGCUGCCGGGCGAUGGAAAGACAUUGUGGCUGGUGCGGUGAGCGCGGUCCGCGAGGCGGGCGAAGUUGUGGUCAAGGAGACCGAGGUGCUGAAGGAGGGCAUUCUGAAGAAGGGCACCGAGUCCGGCAAGUGGGUGACGCGGUACUUUGAGCUGACGCCGGAGCGGCUCGACUACGCCGGCAAGAAGGGCAAGCCGCUGAAGGGCUCUGUGGAGCUGAUGGACGUGCUUAAUGUCAACCUUGAAGAGCCCAAGUCGAAGCACACAACCCAGAGCGGCAAGACACUUAAGUUCCCGACGCCCGGGUUCUCGAUUGCGACGCGAUAUCGGACGUUCUACUUUUCGUCGCGGAUGAUGGGCGACUGCCAGGCGUGGGUCCAGGCCAUCCGCGAUGCAGUGGCGGCGCUUGUGGCGCGCGAGAAGGAGGCGCUCAUGGCUGUCUUGCGCGAGGAAGCCGAGGUGACAGCGGCGCUCGAGGCCGGGCCCGGCGAGUCCGAGGGCGAGAGUACGCGCAACGACGACGACGACGACGAUGAUGAUGACGACGGCGACGACGAUAUUGGUUCUGGCGGAGAGGGCGAGAUUGAGGACGCGGCUGGGCCUGGGCCUGAAGUUGCGGCCGAGGCUGAUGGUGUGGUUGAGGUUGAGGCUGAUGGUGUGGCUGAGGCUGGGGCUGAUGCUAAUGCUGAUGCUGAUGCUGAUGCUGAGGCUGAGGUUGAUGCAGAGGUCGAUGCUGAUGCUGAUGCUGAUGCUGAGGCUGAGGUUGAUGCUGAGGUCGAUGGUGUGGCCGAGACUUUGGCCGAGACUGAGGCCGAGGCUGAGACUGAGGCUGAGACCGAGGCCGAGACCGAGGCCGAGACUGAGACUGAGGCCGAGACUGUGGCCGAGACCGAGGCCGAGACUGUGGCCGAGACUGAGGCCGAGACUGAGGCCGAGACCGAUGUUGUGGCCGAGACUGUGGCCGAGACCGAGGCCGAGACUGUGGCUCAGACCGAUGUUGUGGCCGAGACUGUGGCCGAGACCGAGGCCGAGACUGAGGCCGAGACCGAGGCUGAGACCGAUGCUGCGGCCGAGACUGAGGCUGAGACCGAGGCCGAGACCGAGGCCGAGACUGAGACUGCGGCCGAGACCGAGGCCGAGACCGAGGCCGAGACCGAGGCCGAGACCGAGGCCGAGACCGAGGCCGAGACCGAGGCCGAGACCGAGGCCGAGACCGAGGCCGAGACCGAGGUCGAGACUGAGGCCGAGACUGUGGCCGAGACCGAGGCCGAGACCGAGGCCGAGACCGCGGCCGAGACCGAAGCUGAGACCGAUGCGGCCGACACCGCGCCCGAGGCCAGCGCACAGGCUGUUGAUCCCAAACCCACUCCGCUCCCGGCCCACCUUCAGGCGUCUUUCGAUUGGACCGCACCGGCAACGCCCGAGCCCACGGCACCCAUCGCCGCUGUCUCGACUGCACUCGACGACUUUGACUUUGGCGCCGUCGAGUUUGACGACGAGUGAUACAAGCUGCUGCGCCCUCCGAAUCCGACUCCCCAUACCUUCCUCAUCAAAGAAGCAACCAUGUGUA